Emiliania huxleyi CCMP1516 is the source of this 1370-nucleotide messenger RNA. RefSeq lists its product as hypothetical. Bases 590 to 1192 code for a protein of 200 amino acids. The record is from RefSeq and is a predicted model, not a curated record. Lineage: Eukaryota; Haptophyta; Isochrysidales; Noelaerhabdaceae. The transcript is spliced from 6 exons.
AACAACAUCACAGCUACAUCACAGCACUUCAUAGUUGGCGUGGUGAUGGCCGCGGCCCUGGUCAGGGCUCUCGUCGGCUUGUUCGCUGUGGGCGCCGGCGAGGCGCGUCGCACGAGCCUCGCCAUGCAGUACAAGCCUCUGCGCCGCCACGCGAAUCUGUUUGAGGACUGGACGGAGUGGGUGCACCCGCCGCUGCUUCACGCGAUCCGCUCUUCCAAUGCGAGCGCGCUGCUCGAUCUGCUGCGAGAGGAGGCCGGCGGAGGCGACAGCUCCGGCGUCUACUCACUCCCGCUCUUUCUCGACGCAGAAGGAGGGUGCGCGUUCUGCGACUUGCUGCUGGACGAGCUGGACGGGUACUAUGCCUCCGGGCUGCCCAUCGAGCGGCCAAACUCGAUGAACAAUUAUGGCAUCAUCGUCAACGCCAUCGGGAUGCGGCCUGCGAUCGACCGGCUGCAAGCGGCGGUGCUGCACCCCCUGGCCGCGCUUCUGUACCCCGAGCAGGCGCGCCGCGAGAUGUAGUCGAGAUCGAUCCGAGACCGAUCCGAGACCGAUCCCGGCAGCUGGGCUCUGUCGGGCAUGAGUCAACGCCAUGAGUGGCGCCACGCACGAGAGCGGCUGCGGCAUGAAGCGGCAAACCGCGGAGGGCGGGUUCACGUCGCACCACUCCUUCAUGGUCAAGUACAAGGCGGGGCAGGACCUCGGCCUCGACAUGCACACGGAUGACUCCGACGUCACAGUCAACGUCUGCCUCGGCAAGGACUUCCGCGGCGCCGCAAACCAGAUGCGGAGGACGGAGACGGCUGUGUGUCCCGACGAGCACUCGAGACGACACCCGACCCGCUGUGUUCGGCCGUCUUCCACCGUGAUCCUCCGCCUCAGCCGCGCGCUUCUCCACCUCGGCUCGCGGCGGCACGGCGCCGACGACAUCGCCAGUGGCGAGCGCAACAACCUCAUCGUCUGGAACCAGAAUGCGAGGUACCGCGCCUCGCCAGGCUACGUCAACCGGCAGCCGUACUUGCGCGAGGCGGCCCCGCCCGACAAGCGCUGCCUGAGCUACACGCACGACCGCGACUUCGGCGACUUCACAGCCUACCCGCCCGGCCUCGAGGAGUUCCGCGGGCGCGGCUGGUGCCCUCCCGCCUUCGCGUGCUACGACAGCAUGGCGCCUGCCCUCAAGAAGGACGAGCUGUGAAGCUGCGCGGCGCGUGAGGUGCCGCGCUUGCCUCGUAAAUCCCCUGCUCGGCGCGGAGCGAUGACGUCCGGCUUUGGGUCUCAUCUAGACAUAGGAAGGGAGAAGCUUGUGUGUUUGUAGUGUGUGUGUGUGUGUGUAGCCCGACCAGCGAUAUGGCAAAAGCUUUGUACUAUUCUCA